AUUGUGGGUGUUUUUAACAGGCUAGGGGGAAUAACGAAAGCGGGAGCUAUGCGAGAGGGGUGUUAUGGAAAAAUCAGAUCGCUUUUAAACACCGUAUUCUUUUUUUAAUUUUUUUGGUAAAUGAUCUUGAGAAGUGGGCGCUUCGGAAAAGCGUGAUAUUUUAUCCAGAAUACAGGUUUCAGCCUAUCGGGUCCUGACCUACCUAUCAAUAUGAUGUGCGGAUUUGCAAGUAACCAGUCUCCAAAAAAGCUAUCUUCAAAAAAAUCAAGUGCAACUAAUGUUCACUUAGAAAUUAGUCCAGUGAAGCAUCACCCUCCAUGCAAAGUCUAUGAAAAUGUGCAAGGCUCCUGCUUGGAUAGUGCAAUCUGCACAACAGUUGCAAAGUGUGCAGACCUUACAGAUGAUCUGCCUGUACACAACAAGGAGAAUCUUUUGCAUAGACUUAAUGAUUUAGAAACAAACAGUUAUGAAGAAUAUAGUGCAUUGCAAGAUAGUGGUUAUUCGUCAAUACUGCAAAAUGACUCUCCAUGUCAAGAUGAAACAGACCGGAAAGUUUCAGAUAUUCAAGUACGUGAAACACCAAAGAAUUUCAUGUCAUACCAAAGACCCUUCCAUACUUUAUCUAAAAUAAAUUUGCCGAUCCUUCGUUUUGAAGAAGCUGUUUGUUCUACGCUGAAGAAAAUGAGAAAAACAAACAAAAAAAUUGACUGGAAUGCUGUUGAUGUCGUUUGUGGUGGAAACUAUGGACUUGAGCAUCUGAUUGGCAAAAGUAUGGGACUGGAAAGAUUCGAUAUACUUGCAGAACUUUUCCAUCGAGAUUUCAAGCAUUUGCUGACUAAAAUUUUAAGGCACCUUAGUGCAAUGGAUUUAAUAAAUGUCAUCAGUGUGAGCACAACAUGGAGAAAACUGCUGCAGAAAGAUAACUGGGCCUACAAUGCUUAUAAAUUAGGAUGCAAGGAGCUUUGUGAAAAGAGAGCCAAAGUAUCCAGCCACACUGCAACCCGUGAUGAGUCUCUCUGCCGUGUGCCUUUAGCAUCUGUUCAAAAAGUAGCAGCGUCCUCUCUCUGCACAUCAAAAAAACAGAGCAAGAAUAAAAAUGGAGGCCUGUCUUGUAACAGACUUGCAGAAUUUAUUGAGGUUGCUCAAACUUUAAAGAAUGACCAAAGCCUUAAGGUUUGUGUAGACUGUGGCUCCCCAGCUAAACAUGACCCUUGCCUUCAUCGAGCCAUCUGCACAAGAGAGAGCUGUAAAUUGGACUUUUGCACCCGUUGCUCUUGUAAAUAUCACUUUUCAAAAAGCUGCCUGAUGAGUAAGCCAGGGAGUUAUCGAAUUCCUUCAGAGCCAUUGCCCGGGAGCAAAAAAAGCAAACAGAAUUUACGGAGGUUAUAGUUUAAAAUUAAUUUAAAUCCUGUUUUGGGUAUAUUCAAAAGUGUCUAUACGUAUUUUAAUAUAUGUGUAUGUGUGUGUGUGUGCGCCAUCAUCUACGUUUUAGUAUUUUAAUGGAGCAUUUGUUUUAUUAAUUUUCUUACUCUUAAUGUUAAAAUAGGAGUCUUGUUUAAAAAUCAAAUUGUUUCUUCGUAGGUACAAUAUAUUUUAUAUUUCCAAACAAGAUUUGGCAUUUAUCAUGUAUAUCUAUAUGAAAUAUAUAUAUAUAUAUAUAUAUAUAUAUAUAUAUAUAUAUAUUUAUAUUUGAUCUCUUAUAAGGGAUCACUGCUUUUCUAAUUGGGGAAAAAUGUAUUUUCUAAAUACUGUAUAUAUUUGCAUUUUUGCGCAAAGUUUUGUAAAUAUGUUCAUUUAUAUGUGCUCUAUGGUUCGCUCUGUGUGCAGUAUAUUUUUCUGUGCUAAAUAAAUUAUUGCAAUU
Molecule: messenger RNA, 1861 nt
Organism: Xenopus laevis (African clawed frog)
Lineage: Eukaryota; Metazoa; Chordata; Amphibia; Anura; Pipidae
Gene: fbxo5.S
Product: F-box protein 5 S homeolog
Biological process (GO): protein ubiquitination; regulation of mitotic nuclear division; negative regulation of cell cycle process
Cellular component (GO): spindle; nucleus; cytoplasm
Source: RefSeq, marked provisional